Messenger RNA from Nothobranchius furzeri (turquoise killifish), 964 nucleotides. Lineage: Eukaryota; Metazoa; Chordata; Actinopteri; Cyprinodontiformes; Nothobranchiidae. The record is from RefSeq and is a predicted model, not a curated record.
AUGGAAGCCCAUCUUCUGGACAUCCCAAAAGGCUUCAAGACCCUUCGCACCAUCCUGUCGUCUGUCAGCAGUCGAGCUAACGUAGUAAAAACACUGAUCCAUCAAACCAAGACUCGGCUUCAGAUUCCUCAUCCAGACAAGAGAAGCUGCUGUGACGUUGCUUUUAUGCUGAAUUCACCAACGAAAUGUCUGAACGGUGUCCUUCAGCUGGUGCUGACCGUGGGUUUGCUGGCCGUGGUCGUCUACCUCUACACUGUGGUGGCCUUCAACUUCUUCAGGAAGUUCUACAACAAGAGCGAGGAUGAAGACGAGCCCGACAUGAAGUGUGACGAUAUGAUGACGUGCUACUUGUUCCACAUGUACGUGGGCGUGAGAGCGGGAGGAGGCAUCGGAGACGAGCUGGAGGACCCGGCCGGAGAUCCAUAUGAACUCUACCGCUUCCUGUUUGACAUCACCUUCUUCUUCUUCGUCAUCGUCAUCCUGCUGGCCAUCAUUCAGGGUUUGAUCAUCGAUGCUUUUGGUGAGCUGAGAGACCAGCAGGAGCAGGUGAAGGAGGACAUGGAGGUAAGACUCGUGUCUGUUCUGUCACUCUUCCUGAUGUACCUGAUCAACAAAGAUGAGACUGAACAGGUAUGCGACAGGACAUGUCUUGGUGGUUUUUAUUAGCUUUUAAUCUCAGGAAAACAAGAGGAAACGCUCCCGUUUCAGUCGGUUUUACUCAGGCAGCGCUUCAACCCACUCAGAAUGUUGCAUAAGUUGGUUUCGCAGCAGGAGAAAGAAACAAUGUGUGGGUUUGCUUUGACAAUUCUGAUGGUUACUGUCGUGCACCUGAGAGUCGAGUUGUUUUUGUUUGAUGUGCGGGUCCUUUAUCACAAAUCUGGUUAGGAAAAAAAAACAGACACAAAUCCAAACAUGUUGAGAGAAAAGGUUUAAAAAGUAACAGAAACAGAGGCGGGCACACAAA